GUUGAAAAUGGCGUUUUCGUUUGGAGGGAGCACCACUGGCGCGGCGUCCACCACGGCCCCUGCGUUUAACUUUGGCUCGGCCGCACCUGCCGCUGCCACACCAUCGGGGUUUGGCUUUGGGACUGCAAGCAACGCCGCCCCUGCCGCCACCACCUCGGGAUUUGGUGCGCCUGCAACCUCGACCGGAAGCACCCCGGCAUGGAACUUAGGUGGCAGCAGCGCAACUCCAGCCGCCACGUCUACCCCAAGCUUUAGCUUUGGGGGUGCAACGACCACCCCUGCCGCGGCUCCUACCUCUUCGUUUGGGUUUGGAUCAACCCAACCGGCCACUGGAUUCGCCGCCCCCGCUUCCAACGCGUUUAGUUUCGGAGGAGGAACCAACACGACAGCAGCAGCGCCAUCCACUGGAUUUGGUGGCUUUGGCACUUCCAGCAAUACUCAAACGAGUUUGUUCGGGAAGCCAGCGACCUCUGGAGGGUUUGGCAGCUUUGGCGCUCCCUCUGGUUUUGGGGUCGCCGCCGCCACCCCUGCUCAACCGCCGCAGCCCGUGGUAUCGCUAGACAUGCGUUUUGAUGCGUUGCCACCGGACGUGCAAACCCAAAUCAAAGACUUCGACCACUUUUUGAAGGAACAAUCCCGCGAAGAAGCAUCCAUCCGGUCUGUGUCGGCGCAACCGCUUGCCGACCUGCAAGACGCUACGAAACAACUCGAACAAGUGGCCCUCGUAGUGCGAAACAUCCAAACCCGGCAAGCCAAAGACAUUCAGUUGCUGAAAUCCGACGUCAAAAAUGUCGUGUCCCAGGCCGAAGCUGCCGAUCAAAUCCACAUUCACUUGACGUCGGACACGGGCAUCCAGCGCACGGACGAAAUGCCGUCUGCGUACUACUGGACUCUGGUUCAGGACUUUGAGCAGCGCAUGCAAACGCUCAAAUGUCAGAUGAAUGACGUGCAUACUCAGCUCCAAGGGCUCCAGCAGACGCGCCAUCCCCACAUGCAGCACCCGACGCCGCAACUGCUCCAGCAAAUCCUGCAGUCGCAGAACGAUGCGUUCAUGAACAUUGCCGCACACGUGGCCACAACCCACGAACAGGCCGAAGUCUUGCGCGACCAGUACCUCGCCACCCUACAACACAAACAACAACCAGACGGCGGGAAAGUGCGCAAUCCAUUUGAGGCGGCCGACCGCAUUCAAGCUGAAGAAGAGCGCCGCAUCGUCGAUCGCAUUCGACUGAGUGCUGCGCAAGUCACGUUCCCCGCCGCCACACCAGGAACCACUGCACCGGCUUCGUCAUUUUCGUUCAAUACACCAGCAGCCGCUCCCGCGACGGCAGCUCCCGCGCCGUCCACCUUUGGAACCACCGCGACUGGCGGCACCUCGUUUUCCUUUCCUGCGGUCUCGACGGCGGCCGCCCCCACGACCAGUGCCUUUGGCGGAGCCCAACCUCCUCCCACACUGACCAAGUCUGUCAGUUUUGCCGGACUCGGAAAUGUGGCGCCAUCAGCUGAUUCGAACGCCAGUGGUGCGUUUGGCAUGCCACCAGUCAACUCGCUCAAUCCAAAGUCGGUGCGCCGAAAGCCUAGUUCGACCAAGAAACGAUGAGGACUAGAGGUUGUGUGUGUCGAAGGGCGAGAGAAUAGAUAGAUCCAACAAGUGCGCCUUCGUUUCCUGGGUUUUAUUAUCUAUUGCCUUAGCUUGGUCGGGAUAUCGAG
This is a messenger RNA of Aphanomyces astaci, 1710 nucleotides long. RefSeq lists its product as hypothetical. Gene Ontology annotation, molecular function: structural constituent of nuclear pore. Gene Ontology annotation, biological process: nucleocytoplasmic transport. The transcript is spliced from 5 exons. Gene Ontology annotation, cellular component: nuclear pore. The record is from RefSeq and is a predicted model, not a curated record. NCBI's taxonomy places the organism in Eukaryota, Oomycota, Saprolegniomycetes, Saprolegniales, Verrucalvaceae. The coding region runs from base 8 to 1600 and encodes 530 amino acids.